AUGGUUUCUUUAAAUAUCGAUUCAAUUGGUAUCAUUGGUGCUGGUCCAGGUGGGUUAGCAUCUCUUUAUGAAUUCUUACAUACAAACAAAGAUGGUACUUCUACUGUAGGUACAGGAGAAAGAGCUAAAACGCCCGCCUUUUCCAAGAUUGUUGCUUUUGAACAAAAAGAUCAUGCUGGUGGGAUUUGGGCACCUGCUACUCCCGAUGCCGAUUUACCUAUUCCACCACAAGAAAUUUUAAACACUGGGAAAGUCAAUGAUCCUGCUUAUAUUAGACCAAGGAAUGAACCACCACAAGAAAUCAAUGGUGCCACUAAAGAGACACCCGUAGUUGUUAAAACUAAAGAUAAUUUACAAAAUGAAUUGGAAUGGAAAAGAAGUGGAGUUUAUCCAUAUUUAUCAACUAACAUUCCUAGUAGAUUUACUAGAUUUAGUUAUUUACCCGAUGAAGAAAAAUAUCAUGAUAAAUCAAGACCAAUUUAUCCAUUCUUAUAUCAUCAAGAAUUAUCACAACGUUUCACUGAUUUUGUUGAUAAAGAAAAAUUACAUGAAUUUAUUAGAUUAAAUACAACUGUUGAAGAUGUGCAAAAAAAUGAAGAGACCGGGAAAUGGAUCAUUAGUGUAAGACAUAAGAAUCCAACUACUGGUGCCAAUGAAUGGUAUCAAGAAGAAUUUGAUGCCAUUGUUGUUGCAAAUGGACAUUAUACAAUUCCUUCAAUUCCAGCAUUCCCUGGAUUAGCUGAGUUUAAUGCCAAUUAUCCUGACGUUUUGAUCCAUGCCAAAUCAAUUCGUGAAUUGGAUGAAUAUAAAGAUAAAGAUGUGUUAUUUGUUGGUGGAUCAAUUUCUACAGCAAAUAUUAUUCAAUAUGUCAUUCCUAUUGCCAAAUCAGUAACUGUUUCCAAACGUAGUAAGAAUUUAGUGUUUGAAUACAUAAAUCAAGCAUUGGUGACUCCAGAAAUUGGCCAAAGAGGAGAAAUCUCAAAGUUGGACCCUACAACUGGAGAAGUUCAUUUUGUUGAUGGUGAUAGUAAAAAAUUUGACAAGAUUAUUUUAACUACUGGCUAUCAUUAUCAUUAUCCCUUUUUGUCCAAAUAUUUUGAAGUGGUUAAUCCAAGUCAUUUAUCUCGUGUCAAAGGAUUAUAUUAUCAUACUUUUAAUCAACAAGAUCCAACUAUUGGUGCCACUGGUAUUCUUGUGUCUCAUUUGAAUUUCCAUACUAUUGAAGCUAGUGCAGCUGCAUUAGCUGGAGUUUGGUCAGGUGCUAAAGAAUUACCAACAUUAAAAGAACAACAAGAAUGGGAAAAACAAGAAGUUGAAGCCAAAGGUGAUUCAUUAUUUUUCCAUUUCUUGGAUCAUCAUAAUGCUCAAGAACAUUUUGUUGAUAAAUUAUAUCAGUUUGCACCUAAAGAUAGAUACAAUCCGUUAGAAAAAGAAGGUCCUUUAGUCAAUGAAGUUGAUGAUGGGGUUGAUAAAUUAGAAAAAUUGUUCUAUGAUAUCAAGGAUAAAAAACUUGAUGUUAAUGAUGUUCUGUUGCCAUCUUUGGAAAAACUUUCAAUUGAACUGAAAGCUUAG
Candida dubliniensis CD36 is the source of this 1572-nucleotide messenger RNA. RefSeq lists its product as uncharacterized. The transcript has a single exon. The record is from RefSeq and is a predicted model, not a curated record. Gene Ontology annotation, molecular function: N,N-dimethylaniline monooxygenase activity; flavin adenine dinucleotide binding; NADP binding. Bases 1 to 1572 code for a protein of 523 amino acids. NCBI's taxonomy places the organism in Eukaryota, Fungi, Ascomycota, Pichiomycetes, Serinales, Debaryomycetaceae.